Molecule: messenger RNA, 2265 nt
Organism: Didymella exigua CBS 183.55
Lineage: Eukaryota; Fungi; Ascomycota; Dothideomycetes; Pleosporales; Didymellaceae
Product: MFS general substrate transporter
Exons: 2
Coding region: 129-1859 (576 amino acids)
Biological process (GO): transmembrane transport
Molecular function (GO): transmembrane transporter activity
Source: RefSeq, a predicted model, not a curated record
UGACGUUCUCCAGCUGCACUUCCGCCCCUCUCACGACUUUUGACGCAUGCAACAACUGCAGUGAAUAGCCACGCCUCCACAAGGCUAACCCACAUACCCAAGCCUCGACCGACCUCGUGCGCCCCGCCAUGAGCGGAAGACGGCCACCAAUCGACAAGCGCAAGUCGUCUACGCUGCACUACCAGACCUUUCCCACGAAGCCGCCGACAUCGCGAGGUCCCCGUCAGUCCAACUCACCUCCAAAUGGUCCUGCCAGCGGCUCAGAGCUAGACGACCAACACCAUGAGUCACCACUGCCCAAGAAGCAGCUCAUCGUGCUCGCUAUCAUCGCGCUUGCCGAGCAGACGGCCCUCAAUUCGAUCAGUCCAUACCUGCCCGAGAUGACGAAGAGCUUUCCGGAGGUCAAAGACGGACAGACAGGGCUGUACGUGGGACUUAUCGCCUCGUCCUUCGCUCUGGCGCAGUUCACAACCAACUUCUUCUGGGGCUGGCUGUCAGACAAGAUUGGGAGAAAGCCUGUCAUAAUCACUGGCACGUUCUUGACAAUGCUGUCAUUCCUUGCUUUUGGAUUUUGCAAGACUUUGUGGCAGGCAAUUCUCGUACAAGCCCUCAUGGGAAUUGUCAACGGCAAUUCUGGCGUCGUGUCCACCUGCCUAGGCGAGAUCACAGACCGCAGCAACCAGUCACGAGCUUUCACAUAUCUGCCUGUGGUCUAUGGCAUCGGCGGUAUUACUGGACCUAUCGUUGGAGGCCUAUUGGUGUUCUACAAGAACCCUCUCGACCAGGGGAAGACGAAUCCCUUCCCGUACCUACUACCGAACUUGUUCUCCGCUCUUGUACUCGGUGUUGAUCUCAUUAUAUGCAUGAUUUUCCUCGAGGAGAGUCUGGAAGAAGCGCGAGAUCUACCACCUCUCGGGAAGAGAAUAGGAAAUCUCUUCACACGAAUGUGGCAAUUCACGAGCUCGACAAGGCCUUCAUACGUGCCCCACUGGUUGAGCAGGCAGAAGAGUCAUCAUUCACAACACCUGGAUGGCAUUGAUGAAGAAGACGAGGAUCUGGACGAUGCAUCUGAUGCUGACUCAGACGGCGUCGCUCCUGCCUUAUUCCCAGAGACCAACGGCGAAUUGACUAAGAAGGAGAUCCUCAACCGAGACACCAUCCUACUUUUAGUGACAUACACCAUCUUCCAGCUGGCCAACAUCUCGUACAACUCUCUGUACCCUAUUUUUGCCGAGGAUGUUGAACCGACGGGGCGAGGACUGAAGCCUGAGGCUGUAGGACUGUCCUUGUCGUUUGCAGGUGCCAUAACGAUCGUCUUCCAAGUAGGCAUCUUUGGCAAGCUGCGUGGAAAGCUUGGCAACAAGGUUGCAUACAGAGCUAGUUUAGCUUUGUUCGUUGUAGCUUUCAUUUUAAUGCCUUUCGUGGGCUACAAGAACAAGCAAGGAAGUGGAUGGCUGUGGUUCGAGCUUGGUGUGGUAUUGGUGAUCAAGACGAUUGCAGGUGUCGGCGGCCUGACAGCUGCUCUGCUUCUGAUCACCAACUCUGCCCCGAACCACAACGUACUCGGCACUUUGAACGGGCUUGCGCAGACGCUCUCAGCUGCCGGUCGUGCUGCAGGCCCCUUCAUCUCAGGGUCGCUGUUCACAGCAGCCACUAAAAUUCAGCCCAAGGGAGAGGCGUUGCCCUUCGGUAUCUUCGCCGGCAUUUCACUGCUGGGAUUUUUCUUGAGUUUUGGCAUUCGUGGUGAGAAUCUUGAGGCCGAAGGGUGGAGCGACGAAGACGAAGACGAGGAUGAGGAAGAGGACAUCAGUGAUGACAGGCAAGAUGCAGACGAGCGGUCCGGCCUUUUGCGCAAGUAGCGUCGUACUUUACGGUGCAGAUGUGUGUUACAUAGAUAGGAUCUGCAUUGCUUGGUCGGCACAAUGAGCGUGUUAUAUGGUUAUAAGUAUCUAAGGGAUAUACUCUGUGAUUAGAUGCCUAAUUGUUCAGGCGAGAUAUCACUUCCAGGCCAUACUCUCAUUGUCCACGAACGCAGGCUCCUGUUCUGUCGUGGGGUCAAGGAAGGUGCAACAGUGGCUUUAACGUAUGCUGAAAAGGAGAGGGCAGCUGACAGCUGCAGGGCUCUGGGCGAGACGCGGCUCUUGUCGCUCCUCACCUUCCACUAAACGACAACUACUCACAUAUAUCGUCAGCGGCACGACGUGGCACAGCAAACAACUCACGAGACUGAGGUCUCGCGUUGAGACUGCCUGAAAUGCGCGCAAU